Molecule: messenger RNA, 1242 nt
Organism: Insectozyma verbasci
Lineage: Eukaryota; Fungi; Ascomycota; Pichiomycetes; Serinales; Debaryomycetaceae
Source: the annotation of a GenBank genome assembly
AUGAUUCUACGAUCUAAUUUUAUCAAAUCAAGAAUACGACCUUGGGUUAGAUUCAAUCAUACACCACCAAUACCUUUCUAUUUUAAUCAAAAAACUUAUAUACCUAGUAAUCAGGAAGCUGAGGAGUUAAAUGAACUAUCUAAUGGCUAUAUACAACCACAACCUAAAAAUUCAGACCACGUAAUAAUUGCAAUGAGUUCAGGAGUUGAUUCAUCAGUUUGUGCUGCUUUAUUUAAAGAUUAUCCAAAAGUAAGAGGUCUAUACAUGGCUAAUUGGAAUCAAAAUUCAGUAUGUGUUGAACGUGAUUGGAUUGAUGUUCAAAAAAUUUGUAAAAAAUUAAAUAUACCAGUUGAAAGAGUGAAUUUUGAAUUUGAAUACUGGACAAAUGUUUUUGAACCAAUGAUUGAAAAGUAUAAAAAUGGAUUAACACCUAAUCCAGAUAUAAAUUGUAAUAAAUAUGUCAAAUUUGGAAAAUUAGUAAACUAUUUAGAUUCAAAAUAUGAAAAUUAUAAAUUGGUAACUGGUCAUUAUGCAAGAAUCAUGAAGAAAGAUGACGAAUUUCAAUUAUUAAGAGGUUCAAGUACUAGAAAAGAUCAAAGUUAUUAUUUAAGUACCAUUCCAAAAGAUUGUUUAAAUAAAUUAAUUCUCCCCAUUGGUCAUUUUACAAAACGUGAAGUUAGAAAAAUGGCAAAAGAAUUCAAAUUGGAAAAUUAUAAUAAAAAAGAUUCACAAGGUUUAUGUUUUGUGAAUCCAGAUCAAAAGAAUUUUAGACAAUUUUUAAAUGAAUAUCUUGAAUCUAAUCCUGGAAAUAUCAUAACUGAAGAUGGCAGAAUUUGGGGUAAACAUCAAGGAUUAUGGCAUGCUACAAUUGGUCAAAGAUCUUCAGUAUCGAUGCCUCAAGGUAAUCCGGACUUUACCGGUGUCUGGUACGUAUCUGAAAAGAGACCAUUGACUAAUGAAAUAGUGAUUGUUAAAGGUCAUGAUAAUCCGAAAUUGUAUAAGGAUAAAAUUGAAAUUGGUGAUUUGCAUUUAUUUUAUUCAAUAGAUGAAGUAUUGAAUAUGGAUAGUUUAAGUUUUCAAUAUAGUUCAUUAACUAAACCAACUAAUAUAAAACUGAUAAGAGAAAAUGGAGAUGGUAAAUUAAUAGUAAAAUUAGUUGAACCUGCAAGAGCAGUUACACCAGGUCAAGGUGGGGUAUUAUAUAGAGACAAUCAAGUGAUUGGUUGUGGUAUGAUAAUGUAA